AUGGUCAAGAUUCCUGUUUUGGUGGGCGUGUUAUCGUUGAUCACCAUGUUGAAGGCUGAGUCAUAUGAAGAUGCCCGUUGCAAAUCUAAUGUUCUUCCCAGCAAUGAUUGUAACGGAGUAAGCUUACCAAUUAUUGGUGAAGUGAAUAAUACAAAAAAAGAAUUAUGCCACGAUGCACUUGUACUUAUGAGAGUAGAAACACACACUAUGAAAGUGGUUGUAUUAAUCGUGCUGUGCGUGAUAUCAUGUUUGGUGAUGUACAUGUUUUUCCUGCUAUGUCUGGAGCCAAUGAUUAGAAGACGCAAGCUAGUAGGAGCAUACGUAGAGCACACCAACGAAGAGGACGAAGCUCCACCUGCUGUAUCGUUAAACGCAAGGAGAGGAAGCGAUCCAAUGGUAUCUACAGCCAACAGCAGUAAUGUCCUCAACCGAUUUGGACAUCAACAAGAUAAAUGGAAGAAACAGGUGAAGGAACAAAGAAAAAAUAUCUAUGAUCGUCAUACUAUUCUCAAUUAA
Messenger RNA from Macrosiphum euphorbiae (potato aphid), 516 nucleotides. Lineage: Eukaryota; Metazoa; Arthropoda; Insecta; Hemiptera; Aphididae. The record is from the annotation of a GenBank genome assembly.